AUCCACUCAUACUAUAAAAAAUGAUGCUGAAAUUAUCGAGGAAAUUAAUUAUCAAACUGCUAUAAGUACAGGUUAUGAAUUUCACAUACAAGAAAAUGUAUUGAAUAACGAGGACAAUUUUUUGAAUUUGCAAGACCAAACUGUUGCCAAAAAUGAUUAUAAUGAUAUUAAUGAUUUAAGGAUAGAGAACAGUAAAGGAUUAAACUUAGACACGCAAAUGAGCGAGUUGCAAAGUGUAUUGAUAAUGAUGGCUAUUAAUUCAAACACUAUUGAAAAUGACGAAAAACCUAUCAAUCAGACUAACAAAGAAAGUGUUAUGGAAUCGAAAGAUUUGGUGCUAGUGUCAAAAUCUAUUAACAAGGAGGUAAAGCCGGAUUUCUCAAUAUUACUCCAAUCAAAAUAUUUUUAACAAGCCGUUUGGAGCUGAUAGUGAAGAAAUAUAUCGGGAAAUGGCGAAACUGCGUAAAAAAACGAAAAGAAUACGUGAUGCAGCAAAGACAAGAGGCGAUAAAAAGAUUUUUCGAAAAACUGGAGACAAAGAAGUCGGAGAAAAAUCAAAAUGAAGAAACGAAAUCGAAGAUGCUGGCGAGGGACUACAGCACUUACCAGCAUAGAUACAAGAUGCAAAAGCACAUAAUAGCGCUCCAAAAAGCGAAACUUGAAGAACAAAACAGGCUGAUUGACGAGUUGAAAUACAACAAGAUCGUUGAAGCGUCGAAACAGUCGGUGGACGAGAUGAAAGAGGAGGUGCGCAGAACCUACUAUGAGUUAGAUCGGCAUCUGAAGCCGAAAAUCAAACUGUUGUCCAACGAACUCAAGAUCCCGGAGAUAGAAGAGCCAUCUCUCGUGCUUCAUUGUUUGAAGGUGCCUCAGUUUUUGCAGAGAAUGGAGAAAAGAGCCCGUGAAAGGGAAGAGAAACAUGCGUUGAUUCGGGAAAGAAGAAAGCAAAUGGAGGAAGAACGCAUCCGAAUGAAACAACAGGCGGAGUUAGCAAAACUGGAAAUGGACAAAGAGGAAAAAAUGAAAAGAAUAAAAGAGCUCAGAGAAAAAAGGAAGAAAGAAAGGAUGGAAGCUAUAAGGAAGAAGCAAUACGCAGACAGAAUGCGAUCCUUAACAGUAAUGGCGGACUUGCAUUACGAGAGAGUUCUAAUGGCCAAGUACUGUAUACGACCCCUGAAGAUGUUGAUAGUGUUGAAACGAGACAACAUAGAGAAAGCCAAAGCACAUUACAAAUUCCAGCUGAAGAAAAACACGUUUUUGCACUGGAUGUUCUACACUGAAGACAUGUGGAUUGAGAGGAAUUAUAAAGCAGAGAAUUUCCACAGGAAAAAGAUUUUGAGGAAGACGUUUGACGCACUUAAAAAGAAUCAUCAUGAAUACGUUUUAAGAAGACAAGUGGCUGAAGACUACUAUGAUCUGUAUGUGACUAAUUUAGUAUUUAGAAAGCUACAUGAAAACGUAGCCAUUUUGAAGAAAGAACAUGAAGUUAAAAUGCAAAAGGCCAUGCUGUACUACAACAGAAAUCUUCAAUUCAAAAUAAUAACCUGCUGGAGAACACUGCCCGCUCUGAACGCGUUGAAGAGAGAGCAGGAAGCGAGAAAAGCGAAAUGGAGAGAGAAGGUGUUGCAAGUCGUCCCGGACUACAUGCCUCCGGACGAAUGAAAUAUCAGACAGAGUACUUCGGUAUUAAAGAUGUCCUACAAUAAUUCUGUUACUACCCACCAAACGGCGAUGUACAGUGAGCUGCAGAAUCGCAUGGAGAAAUUAUGAAAGAAGUGAAUGAUAAAUUCGCCAUGUAAUUUUGUAGCUCACUGUACACGUAGGUACCUACAGCCCAUAUUCGGCUUUGCUGCUACAAUUUUUAGAUGAUAACGAGAGUUAAAUGUAUUUUAGUUUCUUUUAAAAAUAUUUCAUAAAUAAUUAUAAAUAAGCAAUAACUAGAUUAAUU
Molecule: messenger RNA, 1948 nt
Organism: Leguminivora glycinivorella
Lineage: Eukaryota; Metazoa; Arthropoda; Insecta; Lepidoptera; Tortricidae
Product: reticulocyte-binding protein homolog 2a
Exons: 6
Coding region: 487-1662 (391 amino acids)
Molecular function (GO): phosphatase binding
Source: RefSeq, a predicted model, not a curated record